Messenger RNA from Tinamus guttatus (white-throated tinamou), 1162 nucleotides. The record is from RefSeq and is a predicted model, not a curated record. Lineage: Eukaryota; Metazoa; Chordata; Aves; Tinamiformes; Tinamidae.
AAUAAUGUUGCUUUUCUUUCUUGCUUUACAGCUUGGCACUGCGAUUGGCUUUCUGUUGCCACCUGUUUUGGUUCCAAAUACACCUAAUGAUCUCGAUCUGAUGGCACAUAAUAUAAGCAUCAUGUUCUAUGGAACAGCAAUAGUAUCCACGCUCCUGUUCCUCUUAACCGGAGUUGUGUUUGAAGAAAAGCCCAAAUACCCUCCUAGUCAUUCUCAAGCAGUCCUUCGAACUCAGCCUCCUGAGGAUUACUCCUACAAGCAGUCGAUUAUUAAUUUAUUCAAAAAUAUUCCAUUUGUCCUUUUGCUGAUCAGUUAUGGUAUUAUGACUGGGGCAUUUUAUUCUGUCUCUACUUUAUUAAACCAGAUGAUAAUAACACAUUAUGAAGGAGAAGAAGUGAACGCUGGGAGAAUUGGCUUGACACUGGUGGUGGCAGGAAUGGUGGGUUCGAUUAUUUGUGGUUUGUGGCUGGAUUACACUAAAACAUACAAGCAAACUACUUUGAUUGUUUACAUUUUGUCUUUUAUUGGGAUGGUGGUGUUUACGUUCACCCUGGAUCUCGGGUACCUCAUCGUGGUGUUUGUGACUGGAGGAGUACUUGGGUUUUUCAUGACUGGCUAUCUUCCACUCGGGUUUGAAUUUGCUGUGGAAAUCACAUACCCCGAGUCUGAAGGCACUUCAUCAGGGCUCCUUAACGCGUCAGCACAGAUAUUUGGAAUUAUCUUUACUCUUGUUCAAGGAAAGCUCACAACAAACUACAGUCCUCGUGCAGGAAACCUCUUUCUUUGUGCUUGGAUGUUUGUGGGCAUUAUCUUAACAGCCUUAAUAAAAUCAGAUUUGCGAAGACACAAUGUGAAUUCAGGGAUUAUGAACGUGGACGUUAAAGCCGUACCAGUUGACAGUCCUGUAGACCAUGAAACUUGUACUGCAUUAAAAGUUCAGUCUUCUUUGUGAGACUGAAAGAAGGUGACUUUGAAACGCACAAUUUUGGUUGAACGCUGAACAAUACUAAUUAGUGUAAUCACUGGAUUUGUAUGUAUAUGAGUAUUAAAAUGUAUUUGUUAGAUACUGGUGAUAUUUGUGCAGUGGAAACUGUGAAGAUGCCUGAUUCAUUUUGCCCAAGGCGAACAAUUUACCUUUGUAUGGAAUGUUCAUCCUCGCGGU